UUUUAGUGAACUGAUUCUAGUGAUUCAGUACAUCUAAAAGAACUGCCAUGCCCAUCACUAACUCCAACAGAUUCGCAGCAGCGGUUUUUGUCCCUCUUGAGCUUCCGUAGCAGAUUUGUUGGGUUUUGGUGUGUAUCCGGAAGAAGCCUUCAAGUUAGCUCGGAGGCUAAUUUUAAUACAACUUGUUACGCAUGUACUAUCGCAGGUGAUCGGGGAGCUUUAUAUUAAUCACUGAUAACACAGUUGAUUAAAUCCCACUCUAACGCAUGUUUUAAGCCGACGUGGACUAUUUUUUUGCAGUUUAUUUCUAAGAUAUGAUGUUGUUGUUAGCUAACAAGCAGUAGCUAAGUAACAAGGUGCAACAUGAGAGCCAUGAUAAAGAGGUCAGAUUUUAACUUUACCUGUAUUCUUUACCUAUAUCUGAGAUAUACUGCAGUCUGUUUGACUGAUAGUGUUGUAAAUUAUGAGAUUGUGGGUGAAAAGUCAGUUUUCUCUCCAUCUCAUGUAGGCAGUGUGUUCGUCAUGGACCCAGAGGAUCAUGUCUCUGAUCCUGUUUGCCUUCGUAGUUCGGGUCAGGGAUGGACUCCCCCUGUCAGCCUCGACGGACUUUGAACACAAUCGAGAGCUCCAGGAGAGGAAGCAGCAGCUCAGGACCAUCAGCAAAGCACUGGCCCGGGUCCCCGACAGAGGGAGCAUCAAGGGCCAGGAACUCAACAUACAGUAAGGACUCAAAGACAAACAUACAUGUGUGCCACUGCAGGAACAGGUACAUGAUCCACAGAGGCUUACCGUUGUUCAUGAAGGACAGACUGAAUGUUGUCCAUUUGAUUGCAGGGGCCGUGUGGAUAUCACACUGUGUCAGGCUGUUUGUUUACUAAACACCUUUUUCUCCUCUCACCUGUUCAGCUUCAUCUCUUCAGAGGGUGUAUCCUACAUGACCGUGUGCCACUGCAGCCUCCCUGUUGCUAAGGCCUUCUGCUUCCUGGAAGACCUGCGAUGGGAGUUCACAGCAUGCUUUGAUAGCAAUGUGGUUGCCUUGGCAGCCAGGCCGUAUCCAUUUUUGGAAUUUGGUGAGUAGGAAGGCGGAUAAUGUCAUGUCUAUGUACUGAUGAUUAAUGAAGACGGAAAGGACAAGCUUAUAAUAGCAUUGAAACUUAUGAAAUAUCAAGCAUAACACCCACAGUUAUGACUAAAAUAACAUUGGUUUGUUGUAAUGUUACCCUGAAUGAUGAUCCACAGAUGGCACCAUUCAGAAACUCAAGCAACAGUAUAACCAGAGUGGGGGUCCGGCACUGGAGGUGACAUUGGCUGAGGUCCAAGAGGAUCUGAGGAUCAAACCACCACAAGUCAUUAAUUUUGAGGAUGUGGAUCUCACCAAUGGCACUGCUAAUGGUCAUGUUGAACCAGGUCCUGGAUCCGGUAAGUUUGUUGACUUGACUUGGACAUUAUAUAGGAUGUUGAAAUACAGUUUUACUUCACUACUCAUUGUCACUUGAAUUCAAAUCCAAAUUCAACUUCAUUUUUAUGGCACUUUUCAGAUAAAAAAUGUAGUUCAAAGUGCCUCACAGAGGCGAAAAACAACAAUUAAACAACAAAAUAAACCGGCCCACACUCCACACAACCCACACACCCAUCCAUGGACCCACACACAGCCACGCACCCACCCUCACUCACCCACACAUGCACACACAAAGUGAGAAUUUUAAGAUAUAUUGUUAAAGAGACAUGGCCUGACACCGAGACAUUACUACCUUUGAGAAACACUGGAGAUAAAGAUAAAAAUGGUAAAAAGAAAGACUCAAACCUGAUGGACUAAAACAGAAAAUAAUAUUAAAUGAACAGACAAGUAAGAGCUCUUUACCAUGUAAAAGGGGUAAAAGAAGUAAAAACCUCUAUGACGAAAUGAAGAAAAAGACUCAGAGCAGAGAUAAUUAAUAAAAUGACUUAAAAGAAACAUUAAGAACUUCAAUUAAAAUGAACAUUUGCAAUAAGAGAAAUAUGAAAAGGCAAUCAAUGAAAAGCCUGGUUUAAAAAAAAAGUGAGUCUUAAGCCUCUUCUUAAUAAAUCUUCGUUACUCUGUGAUGAGAAAUGUCUGCCAAGAUUUCUCCAUGUUUGAAGUUUUGAAACUAGUUUUGUGUUCCCCGUCUUUUAUCUAGGAGGUCAGAAUGUAAGACUGGAGCCAGUGACUGCACCAGGAAUCCUGUCUCUGGUCCUAAAUAUCAUGUGUGCGUCUUUGAACAUAAUUCGGGGGGUUCACCUCAUCGAGUACACAUUCCAGGUACAAUCAAUGCCAGAACCCUUGAGUUAAUAUGUGUAAAGUGGUCGGUAAUGUUGACACUUUCAGAGUUUAAUUUCAAAGUUUCAGCAUGUUCAGGCUUGUGUGAAUUUAAUAUGAAAUAAGCGGUCUUCAAAACAGGUUUAGACCUUUAUCUAUUUUAACAUAAUUUCUUUAUUUACACAGGAUGAUUAUGAUGGUAUAUGGAAUGUUGUGUCAUUUCUUCUGGCAUUUGUCUGCUGCAUAUUUCAGGUAAACAAACUUCACAUUUGUAGCACACAACCUUUCCCUGAAAACUAAUUUGCUCAUAUGAAACUCUUCCUGAUCUCUCUGGUCUACAGUGCAACCUCUACCUGUUCCACUCAUCUCGAAAGAAGCUGAAGUCCUUCACUCUGUUGACUAUCAUCAUUCUAUGCAACCUCUACCUGUUUGGCUUGAGGAACGUUUGGCAGCUGAUCUUCCACAUUUCAGUGGCCUCCCUCUCCACCCUCCUCAUCCUCACCCGCAAACUCCAAGACAGGUCCGGUGACUGUGGGGUCUGAGGGGGGAGAGGAAACUUCACACUGCAUCUCUAACAGGGAGGUGCAUCUUCAGUUUUCAGUGCAGGUGAGAACCACAUAGGGGGAAAUACAUUUGAUCCUAAAAAAAAAAUGACAGGGAGGUGGAUUCUACUCAACAAACAUGAACUCUGUGUCAUCAUGGAAAUUUAUAACUACAGGUGAAUACUUUCUGGUAGACACUAUGUUCUUGCACAUUGUGUAUAUUGUUUCCGGGACUUGAAAAAGUGCGAAAUUGCAGUAUAGUAUGGAUCUUUUUAUUUGUUUGUUCACAUAUAAACAAACAGGCAAGUUUGAAGGAGAUGUCUGUGUUGAAAACAAGAUAUCAAAUCUCAGUCAGUGCCAUCCUAUCCCAAAAAACUUUUUUGAAAUGAAGGAAUUUUUUGUCAGAACUCCUGACCAAAGGGUUUCAUGUAGAAACUAUGAGUUUUUUUAUACAGCCAUAACUGUUGUAGCUCUUCAUGCUUGGGAUUUUGUAACUAUAGUGCAUUUCUGCUCAGAAUCGGCUCAGUAUUAUCUCUGCAGCUACUGACUAUGGAUUAUAUUUGCAGUUAAUAUGUAAAGUAACAGUUUGUAAACAUCAACACAGCGUUCAGUUUAAUCGAGCUUUUAGAGGAAAUGUGUGUUUGGAGAUAAGUGGUGGCGGUGUGAUACUUUAAAGUGUUUUGAAUUAAAAUCACUGACACUCGAGCAGUCAUUAAUACAGCUGUUUAUAUCGGAGCUCUCAAGGCCAUUUUAAAAACCAUUGAAAAAGUGUAAAUGUCAAGCUGUAGAUUGUUUCAUGCCUUACUCUGUUUUUCUAAUCGUAAUGACUUGCACAACGAUACACCAGAGAGUUCUCAGUUUGUCUUUUCAGUGCUUCAGACCUAAGAGUUCAGUUAUUUCAGUCACACUGAGGGGGAUAAUUUACCUGUAAGGCAUGGUGUUCAGGAGUACAGGUGCACCUCAACAAAGUCAACAAUCAUGAAAACAUUGCAUAGCUUUCACCAGCUUCGUAAGUGAUUGAAGGAGCUCCAACCAAGUUUUAAUUAUAUACAUGACCGCCAUUUUACAAGUUGGACAUUUUUAUUAACUGAUCGUAUGAAAUAUUGUAAUAAUGUUGAGAUACAGGAUCACUUACUUUCAUGAUCUUUUUCAUGAAGAUUGAAAUAAAAUGGCGUGAAAUAUUUCACAACAUCCAAUACAAACAAAAAAUAAUGGAAGCCAACUUUUAAAAAUAAGAGAAAAAAAUGUUCACGGUUUGAUUUGUUGAAAUGCAUCUGUAUUAUUUUGCUAUUUACGACAUAGAAACCCAAAAGUAAACCAUUAAACUUCUUUUUUUUUUUUUACAAUCAUAAUCAAAUGAAGAUGUCCCACUUUGAACAUUUUUAUGCUCUCCUUUUUGAAUGUUAACUGUGGGAAGACAUGGAAGCACUGAUUCAUGGGCACUAUUGGGUUUAAAUUAUUUUCUUUUUGCGUGUUAUGAAAAUUGUUCUUGAAUGUGUUCAGCUGAAGUAUUCCUAAUGGUUUCCCAGUUGAUGUUUACCUGGUUCUUUUUUCUCUAUUGCAGGGGUUUAAAUAAUGCCCUCUAUUUAAAAUCAUGUGGUUGUAAUUUGUGUUUGAAUAGAAAACACAAUACUGUAGGACUGCUGGUUAGGAAAGCUAGCCUUAACUCUCCUUUUAGCUAAUUUUGUUGAAUUUAGCUGUAGCUUAAAGUAGCUAAACAGUUGCACUGAUGCCCGUUAAGCUAAGAAAAUACGUUUUUACUCUGAGGUGUUAGUCUAAAUACUCUUAUGUUAUAAAAAGGAAUUGAUAAAUAGCUACUAGAAAGGAAUUUUGACACAAACAGGUUGCCUCUUAUAUGAAAAAGUCUCUUGCUGCAGUAAUUCGAUUAUUUCAGCUGUACUUCUCACAGAGAGAUGAAUCUCUGAUAUUUUCUCUUAACAGAAAUAUUUUAGCUGCAUAAACAAAAGUGAGCCUCUUAUCAUGUUGUGAAUUUCAUCUUAAAAAGGUUGUGGCGUGCAGAUAUUUUAGCAGAAAGUCAGCCUUGUUAAGCCGUGUUAAACUGAGACAAAGGUUGUUAAAAUGAGUUUUUUUUUCUGCAGGAUUGACAGGAAUUUGAAGACACUUUGCUAACAAAUGAAACUAUUUUCUACGUCAGACAUUGGUGAUACUUUUAUUUUUGAUACUGAGGACAGACUCACUAUUUCCACAGUACAUGCCAAACUGUUGGCCAAGUAGAUUGUACAGCGGCAUCAGUGUUUUCAGAAAUAAUGCGAUGCACACUUUUAGAUAUUUAAAAAGAAAGUGAAGGACUAUUAUGAUUAAAUUGAGAGACGUACAAGUAAAACAUGUGGUCAACCUUAAAUAAGCUGUCACAAAACAGACUUCUUUAUUUGUGUCCUUUCAGAGUGGCAUAAAAUCGGGUUGUGCGUUUAGCUGUUUGUAACAAUGGGAGGUAAUGUAACAGACAUUUGUUGUAACUGCCAAAUACACUGGAGAUUGCAGGGCUUUACUUUGUUUGAUUUCUCUUGGUGGUGAAACUGACAUUUCAUUAAUAAAUAGUGACUUUUUCCAUUUCUUUUUGUUG
This is a messenger RNA of Xyrichtys novacula (pearly razorfish), 5401 nucleotides long. The record is from the annotation of a GenBank genome assembly. Lineage: Eukaryota; Metazoa; Chordata; Actinopteri; Labriformes; Labridae.